GGUUCCUGCCGUGCUGCCCGGGGGCCGGAGCCAGGAUGCUGCCGGUGCCCGCCGAGGUGACGGGGAUCCUGCUCGACCUGGAGGGCACCACCACCCCCAUCGCCUUCGUCAAGGACACUUUAUUUACGUACAUCAAGGAGAAUGUUAAAGACUAUCUGCGAACCCACUGGGCGGAGGAAGAGUGUCAGCAGGAUGUCGCUCUCCUGAGGAAACAGGCCGAAGAGGAUGCCCAGCUGGAUGGCGUCGUGUUGAUUCCCCGCGGGUCGGGGGAGGAGGCCGGCGGCGGCGGCGGCCCCGAGCCGACCAUCCAGGCCGUCGCGGACAACGUCUACUGGCAGAUGGCUCUGGAUCGAAAGACCACCGCUCUCAAACAGAUCCAGGGCCACAUGUGGAGGGCGGCUUUUGCGAACGGAUGCGUCAAGUCAGAGUUCUUCGACGACGUGGUCCCGGCCAUCAGGAAGUGGCGGGAAGCAGGAAUGAAGGUCUACAUUUACUCCUCGGGGAGCGUCGAAGCCCAGAAGCUACUGUUUGGACAUUCAACGGAAGGAGAUAUUCUCACCCUGGUGGACGGCCACUUCGAUACCAGGAUCGGGUCCAAGGUGGAGAGCGAGAGCUACAGGAAGAUCGCGACGAGCGUUGGGUGCUCCACUAACAAUAUCCUGUUUCUGACCGAUAUCCCGCGAGAGGCCCACGCCGCCGAAGAGGCCGACGUGCACGUGGCCGUGGUGGUGAGGCCCGGCAACGCGGGCCUGACGGACGACGAGAAGUCUUACUACAACCUGAUCGACUCCUUCAGCCAGCUGGUCCUGCCCGCCUCCACCUAGAGCCCUCCGGGAUGUCCCCCGGGGCCUCGGCCCUGCCCCGGGGACGGUCGUUGCAAAUUAAAAUGGCUUUACACGUUA
Tachyglossus aculeatus (Australian echidna) is the source of this 902-nucleotide messenger RNA. RefSeq names its product enolase-phosphatase 1 (gene ENOPH1). The transcript is spliced from 6 exons. Gene Ontology annotation, molecular function: acireductone synthase activity; magnesium ion binding. Bases 36 to 824 code for a protein of 262 amino acids. The record is from RefSeq and is a predicted model, not a curated record. NCBI's taxonomy places the organism in Eukaryota, Metazoa, Chordata, Mammalia, Monotremata, Tachyglossidae.